AUGGACAGACAAGAAUAUUUAGAAAAUCAUCAAAACUUAUCUGAGUUUGCUAAAGAUCACCAAUUAAGUAGAUCUUCAUGAAAUUUGUCAAUUCUGAAAAAUAAAGCACCCGUUAUAAGCGGACUCCGCACAGAGCUUAUGCAAAAUUCUUUUAUAAAAAAGCUUAACUUUUUGCUACCAAAACUCCCAGAGCACCAAAAAUUCAAUGUAUUUUCCCAUUUAAUCAAUAAUCAUGAUUCAGACAACAAUUUGAGGCUAAAUAUUCCGCUUACUCUGUUAAGAGUAGAUAAAAUGCCAGUAUCAUUUUUAAUUCAUACGAAGAAAAACGGAAAAAUAAUUUCAAAGCCAUGUGCUGAUGAAGAAUUUUUUAAUUUGUUUAAAUCAUCAGAAGAUGGCCCUUUAUUUUACUAUAAAGCUCAAAAUCAUUCUGUGGUCUUAUUUUCAAUAGCCAAAGCUAAAGCACUUUGAAACUCAUCAAGCCAGCCAGCAAUGAUCCAGCAAUUUAUUAAGCCUUCAUCAAAUCCAGUAUCUAUUACUAGAAUUCUGUGGAAACAAAAUGCUAAAACAAAAUAUUUUUUGAUUAUAAAUCUGCUGAAAUUUCACGAAAAACCUGAAGACUCUACAAUAAAACCUCAAAUGCAGCUAAAAAAAAAUAGGUCUUAUUCCCAAUUAUAUAAUUUUAAAUACACUGAUUUUAUACAAAAAACAUCUAAAUCUAUAAACAACCCUUACAAAAUAAAAAUUCAGAAAAAAUCAAAUAAAUCGAAAAACUUAGCACAUACAUUUUGCAAUUUUUCUGGAAAUUCUAUAGUUAAAGCUUCAAGAUCUUUAAUUUCGAGGUCGUUUAUGGAAUUAGCAGACCAGGAAAAUGAAAACAUAAUUAAUGAAUCAGCUGAGCCAAAAGGAUUUGAAAGCUUUUUAGUCCAAACUAAAAAUACAAACAGUUGCUUUGCAGUCCAAAGCAAAAUUAAAAUACAAGAAAUUGACACAAUGGCGAAUCAGCUUGUUUCUUUUUUUAAUAAUUCUGUAUUUAAAGGUAGAAUUAUUAAAGGAGUUGUUCUUGAUUUUGUACAAAAUGUAGAUAAAAAAUGAAUUUUUUUGGAUUUACAAGAAUGGAUUACGACUGAUAAAUCAGCGGUUGAGUGUCCAGGAAGAGGAAAGGCCAUGAAAUCUUCAGAGAGGAGCCAAUCUGUAGACCAUAGCAGAAAUAGCGUAUAUGAGGAAUCAGAAAGUGAGCCUGAUAUAGAAGAAAAUGAAAUCUUACAGUUUGAAAAAGAAGAAACUAAUGCUGAAAAAGAUAAACUUCCUUUUAAGAUAAGAAAAAAAAGAAUUUCUGUACAAAAAAAUGAAUUAAACGAAAAAGAUAUUGCAGAAAGAUACUGCAAAGUAACGCAGAAAGUUAACAACCUCAAAAACCAAAGCCAAAGUGCUGCACAUUUAUUAGUAAAUCUUAAAGAGCAAAGCAUUCAAUCAUAUAGCACGAUUUUUAAAACAAGAAAAAUUAAUUCAGUCCAUUUUGCUGAUCAUUGUAAAAAUCCACAUUUAUCAUCAAAUAGUGAAAAUAAUGAUACAUCAAUUAGAAAACACUAUACAAAUAUAAUAAAUCAAUUUGAUGCUAUCAAAUUUAACUCAAAGCUCUCACACUUAAGAAAUGAAAGCUUAAUUUUAAAGUACGGGAACAGUUUUUGAAAUCAAUUUAUAUGCUAAAUUAAAACUAAAAUAAUCAAUUAUAUUAAUAUUUAUAUUUUUAAAUAUAUUCAUUACAAAAUAGAAUAAUUUGCCUUUUUCAUAGUAUUCUCGGCAAUGAUAUAUUAAAUAAAAGAUUCAAAGACACCAAAUUGGAAAAUUUUACAAUGAUUAUAGAUGGUUUAUUUAAGGUUCUUAAUGGGCAAGUUAAUUUAGAAUUCAGAAGAAGAGUUAGAGGAGUGCACAAAAAAUUGGGAAUUUCUGAAAAAGAAUUUGACUGCUUUGCAGAUAUUUUUGAAAGGAGUCUUGCAGAUAAUAAAAUGGAGACUCAAGAUCUGCAGGUUGUAAUGUCUCAAACACGGUCUAUGAAAUGGCUUGUAUGCAAUCAAUCGCAUUCGAAAUAA
This is a messenger RNA of Blepharisma stoltei, 2090 nucleotides long. The record is from the annotation of a GenBank genome assembly. Lineage: Eukaryota; Ciliophora; Heterotrichea; Heterotrichida; Blepharismidae.